UGCACGCGUAUAUGAGAAUUCAUAGUUUAGCUACGUUGUAAUUCACGUCCAUAUAUUAUGAGCGUUUAGCUAGCUAGUAAUCGGUUUUACCGUUCCCUUUUAAAAGCUCCUUCUGUACAAAGUUAUCGAAGUGGCAGUUUUUUUAUUUAUUUUGUCAUUAUGGAUGUUUGGAGAAAGUUUCGCCCGUCCCACAACUUGUUUUGGUCCGCUUUCGUGGCGUAAAACUUGUUCGUGUUAUUGUAGCCAAUAACGUUACUGUUAGCUAGCUUCGAAAGGUUCGGUGGCUUUCCCAGACAAAUCUCAGCCUUUCCUUUUGACUCUUGUACGGCAGGAGUUGGAGCAGUUUAUUCCUGGGACUCGGCCUAGUCUAGUAACGUGAGCUACUUUUUUUCUAAGGUAUAUCACCAAUCUCCGAGGCCUCCAAAAUGUCGAUUUUAGGAUUAAAAAAGAAACAACCAAAGACUUUUAAGGUCAAAGUCAUCACUAUGGAUGCUGAAAUGGAGUUUAGUUGUGAGGUGAAAUGGAAAGGUAAGGAUCUGUUUGAUCUGGUGUGUCGGACAGUGGGUCUGAGAGAAACCUGGUUCUUUGGGCUCCGGUACACAGUGAAGGACACCUAUGCAUGGCUGAAGACAGAGAAACGGGUCUUGGAUCAAGAGGUCCCUAAAGACUCGCCGAUAACAUUUCACUUCCUGGCCAAGUUCUUCCCAGAGAAGGUAGAAGAAGAGCUGGUGCAGGAAAUCACACAACACCUCUUCUUCCUGCAGGUGAAAAAGCAAAUAUUAGACGAGGAGAUUUUCUGUUCUCCUGAAGCCUCUGUCCUGUUGGCGUCGUACGCUGUUCAAGCCAAGUAUGGGGACUAUGAACCAAACUUUCACAAGCCGGGGUUCUUAGCCCAGGAUGAGCUCCUACCUAAAAGAGUUCUGAUGCAGUACCAGAUGACUGCAGACAUGUGGGAGGAGAAGAUCACAGCCUGGUACGCAGAGCACAGAGGCAUCGCCAGGGAUGAGGCUGAGAUGGACUACCUGAAGAUAGCUCAGGACCUGGACAUGUAUGGAGUCAGCUACUUUGCCAUCACUCAAAAUAAACGAGACACAGACCUGCUACUGGGUGUCGAUGCCCAGGGCCUUCAUAUUUACAGCCCCAACAGCAAACUGAACCCCAACAAGUCUUUCCCCUGGAGCGGCAUCCGCAACAUCUCCUACAGCGAGAAGGAGGUAACCACGUUCACAAUAAAACCUCUGGACAAGAAGAAAGAUGUUUUCAAAUUCUACUCCUCCCAACUGAGAGUCAACAAACUGAUUCUGCAGCUGUGCAUUGGGAACCAUGACCUGUUCAUGAGGAGGAGGAAAGUGGACUCCAUCGAGGUACAGCAGAUGAAGUCUCAGGCCAAGGAGGAGAAGGCUCGCAAGAAGGUGGAGCGUCAGAUCCUUGCGAGGGAGAAGCAAAUGAGGGAGGAGGCAGAGCGAGCGAAGGAGGAGAUGGAGAGACGGCUGUUCCAGCUGCAGGACGAGGCACGGCUGGCCAAUGAGGCGUUGCUGCGUUCAGAGGAGACCGCAGAUCUGCUGGCGGAGAAGGCCCAGAUCGCCGAGGAGGAAGCCAAGCUGUUAGCCCACAAGGCUGCCGAGGCGGAGCAGGAAAGGCAGAGGAUAGAGGCUACCGCUCUCAAGACCAAGGAGGAGAAGAGACUGAUGGAGCAGAAGAUGAGAGAGGCAGAGCAGCUGGCCGUCAAACUGGUGGAGCAGUCAGAGAGGAGGUCGAAGGAGGCGGACCAUCUGAAGCAGGACCUUACGGAGGCCAAGGAUGCUGAGAGGAGAGCCAAGCAGAAACUCCUGGAGAUCACCAAGACAUCUUACCCGCUCAUAGCGGCCUACUCCACCCCCCCUCCUCCCCCAGAGGGAGGAGACCUAGCUCUGGGAUCCGGAUCGAUGCGGAUCGACUUUAAAGACUCUGAUAUGAAGAGACUGUCAAUGGAGAUAGAGAGGGAGAGACUAGAGUACGUGGAGAAGAGUAAACACCUGCAGGAUCAACUGAAGGAGCUGAAGUCUGAGAUUGAAUCUCUGAAGCUGGAGGAGCAGCAGCAGCAAGCUGGGGUCUACAGCCUCCGCAACGAGGCCCGCGGCUACCCCCCUGAACCACCCUACAUGCCCCAUAGUAAUAGAAACUCUGCCUACAUGGCUCAGAUGGCUUUUUUUGAGGAAGUGUGAUCCAACGGCCAUUGGAUUGAAACAGGGGUAGGCUAAGUGCCAUUGGAAGACACGCAGGGAGGCGGGACAUUGGUUGUGACUCUUGUUCCUUAAUACCAAGAUAUGCCUACUUGGCAUAUAUCUAUGUUUUGUGCCUGACAAAAGGAGCACACUGACACACACACUGACACACACACACUGACACACACACUCCCAGUGACACUCCAGAAAAGACUGUGCUUUGGAAAGAUUUGUUUUCCUCAGAUGACACAUCACAACACUACAAGUUUUCCUUCCAGUUUUCCGUUAUGGUUUAUUUGAUGCAGCCCUAGUUACACUGCCUGUGGGUGUAUAUUAUCACAGACGGUGCUGUGUGCAUGUUCUGUGGAUGUAUUUUACUUCAAUGUUUGGUUUUUAAAGGGAUGCCUGGUAGAGUGUGACAUAGAUUUGACUGAGGUAUUUUAUCCUAUAUGACUGACUCUACACUACAGUGUGCCUUUAGGAGAAUAUACUCUCUCAGCGACCAGGAUCAUGUCUGUCAAGCUACCAGGCUUCAGGUGUGAUACUUUGCCUUCGCUGAUUAAUGUCUUACUUUACUCAGUCGUUUUAUUGUUGUAGCAUGGUCGAACUGAUCGUCUCCAGAGCAACAUGUGUCCUGCAUCACAUUAUGCCUCCUAACCAUUAUCAAUUCAAACUCAUUUCAACGGUUUUCUGUUUUUAGUAUUUUAGAUCGUUGACGUGCUUUUAACUUAGCUUUUUAAAGAGUUUUCUUCACGUUACAAACAUUAAAUAUGCAAUCCCUCGUUCACUAGUUCCUGUUAUGGAGCAUCCCAAAAGGCACCAUAUUCCCGUUUUAGUGCACUGCUUUUGACCAGUGCCCUAUUUAGUUCAUUUAGGGUGACAUUUGUGACGAUGACCUGCCUGGAUUGUCAAACACCUCUGGGGUGGGUUUAGAUCCAACACCUCUGGGGUGGGUUUAGAUCCAACACCUCUGGGGUGGGUUUAGCUCCAACACCUCUGGGGUGGGUUUAGCUCCAACACCUCUGGGGUGGGUUUAGCUCCAACACCUCUGGGGUGGGUUUAGCUCCAACACCUCUGGGGUGGGUUUAGAUCCAACACCUCUGGGGUGGGUUUAGCUCCAACACCUCUGGGGUGGGUUUAGAUCCAACACCUCUGGGGUGGGUUUAGAUCCAACACCUCUGGGGUGGGUUUAAAUCCAACACCUCUGGGGUGGGUUUAGAUCCAACACCUCUGGGGUGGGUUUAGAUCCAACACCUCUGGGGUGGGUUUAGAUCCAACACCUCUGGGGUGGGUUUAGAUCCAACACCUCUGGGGUGGGUUUAGAUCCAACACCUCUGGGGUGGGUUUAGAUCCAACACCUCUGGGGUGGGUUUAGAUCCAACACCUCUGGGGUGGGUUUAGAUCCAACACCUCUGGGGUGGGUUUAGAUCCAACACCUCUGGGGUGGGUUUAGCAGGCAGACAAGCCCAUUUCUCUUCUGAUUUCUACGACAUCUUGUUAGCGCUUAGCUCAGAGGAAGGUUCCAUCUCUAGAAAAGUAGGGAAGACAUUCUGUAUAUGGAGGAGGAGAAGCGAGAGAGAGAAGGUGGCUUGUGCUUGUGAAGGAAGUAGAUUUUAGAUGUAAUAACUCAUGGUUAAGGGUUGGGGUCAAUUCCAUUUCACAGAAAUAUAAUAAGAUUAUAAUGCCUAUUUGCUGAGUUGAAAUGGUCUGGACCCAACUUUUGCUGUGGUUUUUGAAUGGGAGCCAUGUCUUACAUGGUCAGAUAUCCUAACUAACAGAACACUGCUUGGCAGAUUAUGCAACAUUUUCAAGGUUGGGGGUUGGUUUGGCAUUUGUGUGGGUGCAGACACCUGCACGUACAGAGACACACAGCCAUGUAUUCAAACCAUGUGUCUAUCACAUUUAAACCCUACAUUUAUUAGUCAUUUUUAUUGUAACAUAAAUAAGUUAUUGUCAGAUCUGUUGUCAGAAGUUUCCUCUAACCGAUGUCAGGUUUGAAUCGAAAUGGAGUUGUUUUGGAUGGCAAGAUAUCACACACGCACUCUCAGCAUAACUGUUGUGUACAUGUGUUUUUCAUUUCUCAUGGUUAUACCUAUUUAUGUGUGUAGAAUAGUGUUGUUGGGUUUUAUAAUAACUCCUUUUGUUGUUUAUCUGAAGCUAGAAACUCUCUUUACUGUUGUUGACUUAACCAUUCCUGCUUUUUUCCAUCCUCUCCCCCCUAUCCUCCUUUCCCUCUCUCGCACUACUCCUUUUUCAUGUGUUCAUCGGCUUUAAAGGGCUUAAGUGUCACAUCAGUUUGUUUUUGUUUUUCACUGUUUGUUUUCAUAGAUGACCUCAGAACUGUUUCAUAUCUAUACGUUUACUGUAAUCACCCAUAUCUGUCCCAAGUGGCACCCUAUUCCCUAUAUGGUGUACUACGUUUGACCAGGGCCAGCAUCAGGCUCAGGUCAAAAGUAGUGCACUAUACAAGGGGGAAUAGGGUGCCAUUUGGGACACAGGCACUAUAUGGCUGUCUCUCAACACUCUGUCGUUGCCUCCUUUCCUUUUUAGAGGGCGGCAAGUAACCUUGCGGUUAAGUUAGGCCAGUAAACGGCCGACGAGGUCGUUGAUUUAAGUACCUGAGCCGACAAGGUGAAACAUUUGUCGAUGUGCCCUUGAGCUACUACUAUGGCUGACCUUGUAAAACACUACACUGGACUGUGUUUUUCUUCUUCACAACCUUGAUUCCGUUCCUUCAUUGCCGUUAGUCAAUUUAUAGAGGUGUGGAGGUUUCCUCCGUGUGGAGGUUUCCUCCGUGUGGAGGUUUCCUCCGUGUGGAGGUUUCCUCCGUGUGGAGGUUUCCUCCGUGUGGAGGUUUCCUCUGUGUUGCUGUCACCUAUCAUGCCCUGUCAGAUCAGUGGCCAUAGAGGAAAGGACACAAGGGAAGGAAGCUAGUUAACACUAUUAAGACACAGCCAGGGAGGGACAUGCCAAACAAAAGCGAGUCACAAUGUCUGAUUUCCGAGAUUAAGUGUUUUGAGUGCAGUUUCUUUUUGCAUUUUGUCAUAAGUGAAUCAAUGCUGUCAAAGGUCUUGGCUGUUGCUUAUAAAACAAAUAUACAUUAGCA
Salvelinus namaycush (lake trout) is the source of this 5310-nucleotide messenger RNA. It is a transcript of the gene nf2b, whose product is annotated as neurofibromin 2b (merlin). The transcript is spliced from 17 exons. Gene Ontology annotation, cellular component: adherens junction; plasma membrane; cytoskeleton. Bases 426 to 2204 code for a protein of 592 amino acids. NCBI's taxonomy places the organism in Eukaryota, Metazoa, Chordata, Actinopteri, Salmoniformes, Salmonidae. The record is from RefSeq and is a predicted model, not a curated record. Gene Ontology annotation, molecular function: cell adhesion molecule binding; actin binding. Gene Ontology annotation, biological process: positive regulation of early endosome to late endosome transport; regulation of cell shape; regulation of gliogenesis.